Aspergillus uvarum CBS 121591 is the source of this 2093-nucleotide messenger RNA. RefSeq lists its product as uncharacterized. Gene Ontology annotation, biological process: regulation of DNA-templated transcription; DNA-templated transcription. The coding region runs from base 18 to 2093 and encodes 691 amino acids. The record is from RefSeq and is a predicted model, not a curated record. The transcript has 4 exons. Gene Ontology annotation, cellular component: nucleus. Gene Ontology annotation, molecular function: DNA-binding transcription factor activity, RNA polymerase II-specific; zinc ion binding; DNA binding. Lineage: Eukaryota; Fungi; Ascomycota; Eurotiomycetes; Eurotiales; Aspergillaceae.
CAUCAGUCUCAUAUCCCAUGCCCCCCUUGCGUCGCAAAAAUGGCCGCCAGCCCGCAUGCGAGCCCUGUCGCCGGCGCAAGCUCGCCUGCGACCACGAACUGCCCACCUGUGGCCGGUGCGAGCGACUGUCAAUGAAGUGCUUCUACCUCGUCAAUCCGCUGACAAAGGCAAAGCCUGCUAGUCACGACUCAUUGGAACCAUCGCCGGACUCAAGCAUCCCGAGCAUUCCGAGCGAUAGUAGCGCCAUGCCGAGUGCAAAGACCUGCCCCGGCGCGCAGUCCACCACGCCGAUCAUCGAGAGCUCCGCCGAGUAUCUGGGGCCGGCGAGCUUCACCUCGGUGUUUGUGGAGCACCGUGACCGCUUCGAGGUCGAUCACACACUAGCCCGCCCCGGUGCCGGUGGUGGUGGUGGUGGUGGUUACACAGCUCAUCGUCCACCAUCGCCGGUCCAGCCCGCCACGAACCCGAUCAUCACGCCGCGCUUGCUCCAAUUCGGCGUGCAGAUCCUGCGGAACGUCCCGGACGAGGAGACGUGUAACCUACUCUUUGUGCGCUGUGAAGUCUCCAUGGACUCGUGCUUCCGAUUGGCCAAUUGGCAGGCGUCCAAGCGGACCUGGGACGCGUAUCGGCCUGUGCUGCGGGCACGCACGCACGAGGAUCUGCACACCCUCGCGCGGCGGUUGGCGGAAUGCACGGUUGUCCCGCUGCCCGCGGAGCAGGACCCGGAUCGCUGGAUCGAGUCGUUCUCGGGCCGACAGGCGCGGUGGGAGCUCCUCGGCGUGCUGUUUACGUACUGGUCGUAUGGGUGUGUGUCCCUGGCACCGGACAGUCCGGCGAUCGCAUCCUACUGCGCGGGCCGGGCGAUGAAGGGCGCGAAGGAGAUGAUGCUCCAUUUCAAGAAAUGCGCGUCCAUGUGCAUUGAGAUGUGCAGCGAGCUGGGAGGCGUCAAUGUGCUGUUCCUGCACCUGCUGUACAAGCAUAAUAUCAUGGAGAGCAACGUGAGUGGAGACAAGAGUCUCUCCUGCUGGCGCCAACACGGCGAUACUAUCGCCGUGACCACGUCCAUCGGGCUUCAUCGCGAGUCAUCAUCGGAAUGGAAUGAGGUAUCGUUUCAGCAUGAACUGAAAAGGCGUCUCUACUCGGCAAUCUUCGCGUUUGACAAAGUCGCCUCCACCUUGACGGGUCGGCCACCGCUCCUGAGUCGGAGGUUCUCAACUACCCAGCUACCGUUAGACAUCAGCGACCACGAUAUCUUGUCCGGUAAUGUGACGGGUGCCGCUGCGAAGCUGGAUUCCGACGGGUGGAAUCGCAACAGCGGCAGGAAAUUCACCCAGGCUGCGAUCCUGCGCGCGCGGGCCAUGUUCGCGAGGAACCGCGAGGAGAUAUUGGAGGUGUUGGAGUCCUCGCUGGACGAGAUCUCUGACUCGGCUCUUGAGACGUGCUUUAAUCUCAAAGCUCAGGCGUCUGCCAUCUAUGACAAGCUACCCGAAAGCCUUAUCCACAAAGUGGAAGAUAUAGACGAUCUCGAUAUUCCGGGGCAUUGUCUGCAUACCCGAAUUCUUGUGCGCUUGGAGUACUUGCUGAAUCAGUUUCUGCUGGAAAGACUCCUGACCCGUCACAAGAUCGUCACCGAGCAGGCGCUCAUCGGGGUGAGCCAGGAGACGCUGUCUCUCACGUUGCUUUACUGGAAACACAAGGACCGAUUCAUGGCCUUGCAUAAUGAUUUCUCAUGGCUAGCGAUGUCGUACGGCGCACCGUGUAGUGGAAUCCUCUGUCUCGAGCUGCUCCGCCAAGCGUCCAACCCCCAGGCUUACAACUUGGACCUGCCUCGCUCGGAGACGAUCCAGAACCUAAGCCUGUUCGUGGCCUUUCUGGAUUGGCUCAAACCCUGCGGCUCGGAUAUCUCCGCCAAGACACAGAUCAAGAGCAUCCUGCAACGGUCGCUCGAUCGGAUCCUCGCUAUGCCGGCUUCGCUGUGCAGUCCAAUGAUGACCAUGGACAGUUUCGGCAUGCACGACUUUAUCGGCGCGGAGUAUCCACACCUGGAGCUUCUGAACACCUUCAAUUGGGUGGACUGGGAUGGAGGGCUGUAG